Molecule: messenger RNA, 360 nt
Organism: Mycena citricolor
Lineage: Eukaryota; Fungi; Basidiomycota; Agaricomycetes; Agaricales; Mycenaceae
Source: the annotation of a GenBank genome assembly
CCUCCUAUCAUCCCUUGUCCUUGUGCCCUGGUGCUCCCUGCUGUAGCACCGGCAAUUGCUGCCCGCCCGGCGCCGGCUCCUGUUGCCCACCCCAUCCCCAUGGAGUUGGAUUGGACCCGGCUCCGUGGUGACGUUUGCCACACCUGCUUCCACUGCAGCAGUCCGGGCCAUCUUGCCCGUGACUGCCCCACCCCAGCUGAUAUCCAUCACGCUGAUGUCCUUGAUGAGGUCAUCAACCAGCUGGGAAGUGAGUUGCUCUCUGAGUUGGUUGCUUGGGUCGCGACCACUGCAGCCGUUGCGGACCACGCAUCCAACGUCACAGCUGAGGAGGAGCAGGGUUUUCUCCCCAGCGACAAGUGA